Paramormyrops kingsleyae is the source of this 9341-nucleotide messenger RNA. Its product is annotated as myotubularin-related protein 5-like. Gene Ontology annotation, cellular component: membrane; cytoplasm. The record is from RefSeq and is a predicted model, not a curated record. NCBI's taxonomy places the organism in Eukaryota, Metazoa, Chordata, Actinopteri, Osteoglossiformes, Mormyridae. Gene Ontology annotation, molecular function: guanyl-nucleotide exchange factor activity.
GAGAGAACGUUGACAGUAUGGCGGCGAGCCGCUGCUGGGAGGAUGCUGCUGUGGCUGGCGGUGUCUCCCCCGCCGUCGGAAUGUGAACGGACUACGUUAAGCAACAGAAGGAAAGCGAGCGACUGGGCCUUGACGCCGUGAUCUCCCGCAGCAUCGACAUGGCCAGGCUUGCCGACUACUUCGUCGUGGUCGGUUACGACCUCGAUAAGAGAGAGGGCAGCGAGGGUCAGGGCCGGAUUCUCCAGCGCUUUCCUGAAAAAGACUGGGAGGACAACCCUUUUCCCCAGGGCAUUGAGCUGUUUUGCCAGCCCAGUGGUUGGCAGUUGGUCCCUAAAAGGCUUCCGCCGUCGUUUUUUGUAGCGGCUCUGACCGACAUUAACUCCGAACGCCAUUACUGUGCCUGUUUCACCUUUUGGGAGGAGGUCGAUGACCCGCAGAAGAGCCUGUCUAGUGAGGCUGAUGAGGAUGAGGACGUGGACCCUGGACUCAUCCAGUCCACUCAGCUCUUUGCACCCAAGAGCUUGGUGCUAGUGUCUCGACUGGACCACACCGAGGCUUUCAGGAACUGCCUGGGCCUGAUCUAUACCGUGCAUGUGGAUGGUCUCAGCUUCCCUCUGGAGACCCUGAUUGGAAACCUCCUCACCUGCAUCAUCCCCGUAGCAGGGGGCUCCCAGAUGUGCGACCCCCCACUUUGUAGUUUUAACUUGGUCCCUCAGAAUCUUGCCUGUGACUGGCUUCUGGGCUGCUUUCAGCCUGGCCCAGACGAGGAGGAAAAGACCGUGAGAACCAUCACAUUAGGCGCUGGUGAUCGUCAGGUGAUCCAGACUCCCAUCACUGACUCUCUGCCUGUCAGCGGCUGCAGUGUCGCCCUGCUCUUCAGACAGCUGGGUAUCGUCAACGUCCUCUGCCUGUUCUGUGCCACCCUUACGGAACACAAGAUCCUUUUCCUGUCAAGUAGCUACAAUCGGCUCACAGAUGCCUGCCGAGCUCUUCUGGCUAUCAUGUUCCCGCUGAAAUACAGCUUCACGUACGUCCCCAUACUGCCAGGGAAGCUGUUGGAGGUUCUCAGCACUCCCACACCCUUUAUUAUCGGGGUCAACUCCACCUUCCGCUCUGAGACACAGGAGCUGCUCGACGUGAUCAUCGCUGACCUCGAUGGGGGCACGGUGACGAUCCCAGAGUGUGUCCACAUCUCCCUGCUUCCUGAGCCCCUGCUGCAGCAGACGCAGUUGGCCCUCUCCAUGGUGCUGGACCCCGAGCUGGAUGUGGCUGAUCAUGCUUUCCCACCCUCCUCCUUGCAGCCCUCCUCACUGAAGAUCCAGGACAAGGAGAUCCGCGCAGUGUUCCUGUGGCUGUUCGCUCAGCUGCUCCAGGGCUACCGCUGGUGUCUGCAUAUCAUCCGCAUCAACCCCGAGCCCGUCAUCCGCUUCCACAAGGCUGCUUUCCUAGGCCAGCGGUCGCUGACAGAAGACGACUUCCUCAUGAAGGUGCUGGACGGCAUGGCCUUCGCGGGCUUCGUGUCGGAGAGAGGGCCUCCAUACCGGACCACGGACCUGUUCGAUGAGCUUGUCGCCAGUGGAGUGGAACGCAUCUGUCUAGAGGAAGCUAAUCUGCACAAAGUCACGAGCCACAUCAAGGAACUGGGCGAGCAGCUCUACAAAAACGAGAACCCAUACCCAGCUGUGGCUAUGCAGCCACCCGCCGAGGGCUCCCACCUCCGCGUCCCGCUGAAGACCUUCCCGCACCUGGAUGAGGUUACCGUGCAACUCUUCAUCGACCACGCUGCCGCCAAGCUGAAGGACUCUCCCCCCGCCGUCAAGGUGGAGGUGAAGCACAUGGUGCCUUCGGGGCCGCCCCUGGGUGAUGCCGUGGACCGAAAUGGCAGCACCCUCGCCAACAGCGCCCGCAGGUUGGAGGUGGUCCGGAACUGCAUCACCUACAUCUUCGAGAACAAGAUGCUGGAAGCCAAAAAGCUCCUUCCGGCGGUUCUGCGGGCUCUGAAGGGCCGGACAGCCCGUCUGUGCCUGACCCAGGAGCUCCACCUACAUGUGCAGCAGAACCGGGCCGUGCUGGACGACCAGCAGUUCGACUACAUCGUGCGCAUGAUGAACUGCACGCUGCAGGAUUGCUCAGUCAUUGAUGAACACGGAAUUGCUGCAGGACUCCUGCCUCUGGUCACGGCGUUCUGCAGAAAACUGGGAGCAGGCGUCACCCAGUUUGCCUACAGCUGUGUGCAGGACCACAUGGUCUGGGCCAACAUGCAGUUCUGGGAGGCCAUGUUCUACAGCGACGUCCAGAACCACAUCCGAGCCCUCUAUAUGGACGUCGGGGAUUCUGAUCCGUCAUCGGUGGCACAGGACAGCCGCUCUGCGCUGGAGAUCGCCUCGGAGCAGCGGCGGCUGUGGUCCACGCUCUCCAAGGACAAGCAGCAGGAGCUGGUGCAGAAGGAGGAGAGCACUGUGUUCAGCCAGGCCAUCCAUUACGCCAACCGCAUGAGCUACUUGCUGCUGCCGCUGGACACGAGCAAGAAUCGACUGCUCCGCAGCUCAGGCCUGGGCGACGUGGAGAGCGUCAGCAACAGCUACGUCACCAACAGCAUCGCGGGGAGCAUGGCCGAAAGCUACGACACAGAGAGCGGCUUCGAAGACUCGGAGAACUCUGACGUGGCCAGCUCGGUGGUGCGCUUCAUCACUCGCUUUGUUGACAAAGUGUGCAAUGAGAGCGGGGUGACCAAUGAUCACCUGAAGGCCCUUCACACCAUGAUUCCAGAUAUUGUUCAGAUGCACAUCGAAACUUUGGAUGCUGUCCACAGGGAAAGUAAGAGACUGCCCCCAAUACAAAAGCCCAAGCUCCUGAGACCCAGCCUUCUGCCAGGUGAGGAGCUGAUGAUGGAAGGCAUGAGGGUUCACCUGAUCCCAGAUGGGCGGGAGGAGGCCACAGGCCUCAUGGGGGGGCCGCCCCUGCUGCCCGCCGAAGGAGCCGUCUUCCUCACCACCUACAGACUCAUUUUUAAGGGAACCCCCAACGACCCCCUCGUCGGGGAGCAGGUGGUGACGCGGUCCUUUCCCAUCGCCUCCCUCACCAAGGAGAAGAAAAUCUCUGUCAACAUACCCAUGGACCAAUUCGUCCAGGAGGGCCUGCAGCUCCGCUCCUGCACCUUCCAGCUGCUGAAGAUCGCAUUCGACGAAGAGGUUGCCUCGGACCUGGCGGAGGUCUUCCGGAAGCACCUACACAAGCUCCGGUACCCCCAACACGUCCACGGCACCUUCGCCUUCACCGUGGGCCAGUCGGGCAAGAUGGUGGUGGAGCACAAGCACAAGGACAAGAAUCAGUCUUUGAACUCUUGGCAGACGAGCGAGCCGCUCCACGGCAUCAAGUCCGGCGUUUACACGCUGGCCCGUUUGAGCUCCUCCACUACAACACUCUCUAAGAGCCUGGUGAAAAGCGCCAAAAAGACCAUCGGCCGGCAAUACAUGACGCGAAAGAAGUAUCAGGCCCCAACGUGGGAAACCCGGGGCAGCGUCCAGCCUCCGCUGGAUGAGGACGAGAUCUCCGUGUCGGAGGAGAUGGAGCAGACCUCACUCACCUUGUCCUCCACCAUCAAGUCGUCGGACCGGCAGACCAUGAGUGGCGUGGUGGAGCGGGCCUGCUGUCGGGACUACCAGCGCCUGGGCUUGGGCACGCUCAGUAACAGCCUGACGCGCUCCAAGAAUGAGCCCUUCCGCAUCUCUACAGUCAACCGCAUGUACACCGUGUGCCGGAGCUACCCCGGGCUGCUCAUCGUACCUCAGAGCAUCCAGGACCCCACCCUGCAGCGGAUCUCGCGAUGCUACCGACAGUGCCGCUUCCCGGUGGUCUGCUGGAGGAGCUCCCGCACCAAGGCCGUACUGCUGCGCUCCGCAGGCCUCCAUGCGAAGGGCGUGGUGGGCUUCUUCAAGUCCCCCAACACCCCCAGUGCAGGUCCCUCCCAAACGGACUCCACCAGCCUGGAACAGGAGAAAUACCUGCAGGCCAUCGUCAGCUCCAUGCCGUCUUACUCGGACGCCAGCGGCAGGAACACGCUCAGCGGCUUCACCUCGGCCCACAUGAGCGGCUCCGGUCAGCACCAGCGUCACCCCCAUCCCAACUCGUCAGACAAAGUGAGGCAGCCCAAGAUUGGCGCCCUGAUGAAGCAGGUGAUGGGGAGCAGGGAGGACACGCCUGGUACCUUCAGCAGAGGAGCGCUAGGUCAGAGAGGGAGGGUAGUGUCCCUCUCUCACCCGAGAGCUUCAGGGAAGACCCGAAACUCUCCCAGAGGCAAGUGGGGCAGCAUUCGGAACAGCAACCGCCUGAGUACCUUCAACCCCGACAUGGGGAACAGGCUGGCCAGUAAGGAAUCCCCCCAGGCCAACGGAGGCCCAGCCGACACUCACUUCCUGCGGCAACAAAGAGCCUACCUCUAUAUCAUCGGGGACAAGUCUCAGCUGAAGGGCACCAAGCAGGACUCCUUCCAGCAGUGGGAGGUGGUUCCCAUCGAGGUGUUCGACGUGCGGCAGGUGAAGACCAGCUUCAGGAAGCUGAUGAAGGCCUGUGUGCCCAGCUCCACCUCUACCGACCCCAACAUGACCUUCUACCGAUGUCUAGAAGAGUCCGAGUGGAUGUGUCUGCUUCACAAGGUCCUGCAGGUGUCUGUGCUAGUAGUAGAACUGUUGGACUUGGGCUCCUCGGUCAUGGUUAGCUUGGAGGACGGCUGGGACAUUACCACUCAGGUGGUCUCACUGGUCCAGCUCCUGUCGGACCCGUACUACCGCACCUUCGACGGCUUCAGGUUGCUGGUGGAGAAGGAGUGGCUGUCAUUUGGCCACCGCUUCAGCCACCGCGGUGCCCAGACGCUGGCCGGCCAAAGCAGCGGCUUCACGCCCGUCUUCCUGCAGUUCCUGGACUGCGUGCAUCAGAUUCACCUGCAGUUCCCUAUGGAGUUUGAGUUCAGUCAGUACUACCUGAAGUUUCUGGCUUACCAUUAUGUUUCUAACCGCUUCCGAACUUUCCUGCUGGACUCCGACUACGAGAGGAUCGAGCUGGGUGUGAUGUAUGAAGAAAAGGGCGAGAGGAAGAACCCGCAGGUUUACAAGUCGGUGUGGGAUUACAUCGAGCGACUCAACAAAAAGACGCCGAUUUUUUUCAACUACAUGUAUGCCCCCGAAGACGGCGAGGUGCUGAAGCCCUACAGCUACAUCUCCAACCUGAAGGUGUGGAGCUUUUACACAGAGGAGACCCUGUCAGAGGGCCCCUCCUAUGACUGGGAGUUGGUGCAGGGGAAGCCAGAACCGGCCGAGGAAGGCGAGAAGGCAGACAGCUCCGCACCCCGGUCCCAGCGCAAGGUGGUCUGGCCCUGCUAUGACAACCACAUGAAGGUGGUGCCGGAUGCCAUAACCAAACUCCUCCAGGAGCUGCAAAGCCUGGAGGCACAGUUGGGCCUGGUGUCAGACAAGUGGAAGGACACCUGGGACAAGAUCAAGACGACCCAGCGGACAGAGACGAAGGGCAAUAGCAGGGCCUCAUUCUCCAGCUCCCUGCUGAUGUCAUCCAACCUCAGCCACCAGCGACGCUCCCAGGGCCUUUACCUGCAGGAGGCUGCCGUGGGCUCCUCCAUCAACCUGGGGCUGGACGGGCAGAGUGGCGUCGUCACCUCUCCUGCGGGGGCAGUGGCAGGCCGGCCCAGCACCAGUACACUCUACAGUCAGUUCCAGAGCACUGAGAGUGAGAACCGGUCUUUUGAGGGCAUCCUUUUCAAGAAGGGUGCUUUGCUGAAACCAUGGAGACCUCGCUGGUUUGUGCUGGACAAGACAAAGCACCAGUUGCGAUACUACGACAAUCGUCAGGACAAGGAGUGCAAGGGCGUCAUCGACCUGGCCGAGGUGGAGUCUGUGAGCCCGGGCACCCCUGCGAUGGGGGCACCCAAGAACAUGGAGGAGAAGUCCUUCUUUGAUCUCAAGACGACAAGAAGGGUUUAUAACUUCUGUGCACAGGAUGCGCAGCAUGCGCAGCUGUGGAUGGACAGUGUGCAGAGCUGCCUGUCGGAUGCUUAGGAACCUCUCUAUUGGGAGGGUUCGGGAAGCCCCGGACGGACCAAAUAGACAGCCAGUCACAGGAUCCCUCAGCUGCCAGAGAUUGGGUGGGGGAGGGGUGGUCUGGACAGGGGGCAUCUCUCAGUAUUGGUUUCUCUCUUCCCUCCUAUGAAAGUCCACGGAAGGUAACAGUCUCGCUGUCCCCUGGUAGCCCUGCUGGUUACUGCCACCCUGUUCCUCUAUGACUGACCACUGUUUACCCUGAACCACUGCGACGGGGGACAGAAGUGCAGCGUUCGAGGCUGACGCCUGGUGGCCUGGUUGGGAAGACGGAGACCACUCCGGUGCACUGUCAGAAAGCAAGUCCCUCCCCCACUCUCAGCUCCUUGCUCCUCACACUCCUUCAGUGCUGGUUUGGGAUGAUCUGGCCCAACGUACUGUACAUCUGUUGCACUUUAACCCCUGGCGGGGGGUCGACAGAAAGCCCCACCCCUCUGUCCUCUGGAUCUGCUGCAAGGCAACCCCCAGCCUACCAGGGCCGGACAUCCUGUAAGCGAUUCAUGAAGGAUUCAAAGUGAGCCUUGUGUUUGACUAAUGAAAAUAUCAGUCUCUCCAUGCAGGCAGUCAGUAUACUGUGAAUAUGAGUUUCCUUCAUAAUCCAUCAAGUUAAUGUCAGUACAAAGGUACCCAUGAUCGUAAUCAGCCCAUUGACAGCUUUUAAAUAUCCAUUUGAUUGUUUACAAAGCAGCUAUUAUCUACACCUAUAGUUUUUUUUCUUUAUACAUAAGUGUUUUAAAAUAAAAGAAACUGAUAUUAAUGUGUAAAACUAAAAGGGAUGUUUCAGGAUACAGAGGGACAUAUAAUCUUGCAUUUAUUAAUUUAUGCAUAGAGAUACAAAUUAUUAUGAGUAAGAAGGGGAGGGAGAAGUUUGGGGAAACCCAGAUUUACUAGAGUUUCCUAGUUUGUUUACACUGCACGACGGUGGGAGCCCCCAGUUGGUUGUCUUGUCAACUCUUAUGGAACCUGAACAGCACCAUCUGCUGGUCAAGUGCAAACUAUCAAGCAUUGGAUUGCUGAAAUGAUGCCUUUGCAGUAAAGGGAAGUCGUCUGAUAGAUAUUGGAAGAGGCACAGGAAUAGUCUGAUAAGCUACCUGGACCACAAUGGAGUAGAUAGGGACAUUUUCCAUGGAUAUGGAUUAACAGUGGCUGUUCUGCGUUGCUUUUGACCAAAACUGAUCAGAUGCUGUAUAUUCCAUAUUUGACCUGCAGGUGGCACUGAUCAUACCCCACAUGCGAUAUGUGUUCAUUUUCUCAUAAUAGAAAACAGCAAUUCAGUUAAGGCAUUUGGAAAAAUGUCUCCUGUCCAUCUGGUGGCAACAAUGGCUUUUUUUUGUGCUACACUGUAUGAGUUCUUUGGUGUCUUUAAAGGUUGUAAGGAUUGCUGAGAGGAAGUGAAAGAUUGAUUUGGGCCCUGACCCCACCUAGUCUCCUGGCUUGGUGUACUCCAGAGAGUGAGUUUUUUUAACUCCAUUUUAGUCCUCCAUCCACAGUUGUUAGUUGCCAUGGUGUGUGUUUCUCACCGUCGUGCUUUUAUUUUCAACCAGUGUUUUAGGUGGAACCAGUUACCUUUUCUCUGUUAAGCCUGUAAAUAGUCCAGCCUUUGUCUGGCAGAGGGUCACUUAUUUGUACAAUGCCAAGGUGCAAAACCAGUCUUCCUUUAAGCAUCUAGUCACUAGUCUUAUGGACUGUUUUGUUCCCCUUCAUGCCUCAUAAUAGGGUCUCACUCCAGAAAGUGUGUAUAUAUGUCAGUUGGAGUGUGAUGUUCGGCUUUUGGUAGGAGUGACACUGUGUUGCUCUGCUCUUUGUCAAGCUUUCUUUCACUCCUCAAGUCUGUCCCCAAGGUGAAGCUUGGCACCUGGGGGGAAACAUGCAUGUUUUCAAACCUGAAAGGCGAACAGUGUGGGUUGGUUCAUGUGUUUGUCUCCUUGUCAUACCAACACAUUGGCGAGCUUCUGGUUUAUCUGUAAAAGGGCGUGCUGCAGUACAUCCCAUAACAUUGCCGUUUCAUAAAUACCUUUUUUUUUAUCUUAUAGGAGUUUUACUUACACAAAAAUAUUCUGAGGGCAUAAAAAAAAUUAUUGGUCCAAAGACAUAAUCGAUGAAAUUCUAGAAAAGGUGGGUCUAAGCCACUAGAGGUGGGACCAACCAAUCAGAUGUCUUGGUCCCACCUCCUCUAGCUGCUUGGACCUACCUCCUCUAUCUCUCUGAACCAAUCAUUUUUCCUUCUGCCCUUUUUUUGUGCAAGUACUGUAAAACUCCCAAAACGCAGUUUUUUUUUUUCUAUUAAAAAGCUACACAAGGGUGCAGUAAUGCAGUUUAAUUUUCCCUAGAGGGACAUAGAGUAGUUUUAAAAUGCUUGAUAGUUUUUCUAAAGUCCAACAUAGGAUCUGCAUAGGAAGCAUUCUGUCAAACGAAAGCUGGCCAUUUCGCCUCAUCUGCCCCAUCCUCUGUAAGGAAGAGCAUCUCCUUUCAGCUGACAGAUUGUUCACCUAACUUGCAGGAAAUGACCAGAGCGAUGCAGUGCUUCAUUUGCUUUGUUGAGAGGGUGAAAGCUGCUGCUACUAUGGCAAAUUAUGGAUAUUAGCUUUUACAGUCCUCUUCAUACCGCCUGUGUACACAACCACUAUAGUGAGGAACGUGGUGUCUCGUCGAGCUUCCCUAUGAAAUGUUGAUGUUCAUUCUAAUAAUUGUCACUUGUACAUACAAAUUUUUAUGUAACGUAUGAUAGUAAUUUAUUUAACUUUGUCUUGUGUAAAAACAAAAAAAUAUCGAGUUUGCCCUUUAAACCGCUUUAUUUUUAAAAUUAGAAAUCCACUAUGUGCCAUGGUUGACUUCUCUAUUAACACAGCUACUUUUUUUAUUUUCAUUGUUUUUUUCCCUUCUGAAAAUUUACUGUCAAAUUCUAUUCAAAAGUAAACAAUUUUGGAAAAAGCCCUCCCUCCUUUAUUGGCGUUGUGGUCCUCUGUAGCCCCUUAAUGCUCGGUUCGGUGAUGCGGCGCCGGUGUCGAUGCUGCUGAUGAACUCUGCUGCCUGUGGCUAAACAGAUGGCUGACAGCCCUGCUUCAUCAUUCCCACUGUAGUCACUGUAGUCUGCCUCUGUGUAAAUAUCCUCAGUACAUUCUACAAAGCUUUUUUUUUUUUUUUUUAAACAAAGUAUUUCUGGAAUCUGAACCAUUCCGUCAGAUUGUCUCUUCUUUUUUUAAUUUUUUUUUUUAAUUAAACAAGUACCCUGGA